CGCUCCACAGGCCCUCCCUUGCUCAUUGUACCCUCGACGGUGCUUCCGUGUGGACGUGCCCCGCGCCCCGCUGUGCUGCCCCGACUAUCCUUCCGUCCCUGUGGUGCCCCGUCACCCUCCCUUCUCUGUCUCGUGGUGCCCCGUGACCACCCUCCGUUCCGCGUCACACUCCCGGUAGAACUACCCCCCUACUACCUCGCGCCCCUCGCUGACACCGCCGUCAUGUGGUCGUCCACGAGAGGGGUCGUGCUCCUGGCGCUGCUUGCCGUCGCCACCUGCGCCACCACCUACGAUAAAGGGUUGACGACGUCGUUGAAGGCGGGUGUGAGUGAGGACACGUUACACCUCAGCUUCCAGGAUGUGGCAGCACCUCGACGGGGGUCCUCGGGUCACCAGCUUCUCCUCUCUCUCGCCUUCCCUGCACACUCCCGCUUCGCUGUUGUGCUCGAUCGUCUACACGGCUAUGUGGUGAUUGAUAGCGUCAUCAACGGGGAGACACUAACGCAGAAGGUAAGGGCGCCUUCUGUUAAGCCCCGCGCCCUCCUCAGGUCACUGCUGGUGGAGCUGGAUCAAGAAGACAGCCUCGCCAAUGUUUACGUCAACUGUCACCUCAUGGGCUCCGUCACCUUGCCAAAGUCACCAAGGGCAAUGGCCUCUGAUACUAAAGAUCUACGUGUGUAUCGAGAACGUCACGUAGAAGCGAGCGUGGACUGGGGCACCUCCUUAUUGGAAUUACUGGAGAAAUUGGGUUGCCCUUCUGACGCAGAGACCGGCGAAGUCCAGGCUCAAGCUAAUGAAGUCUACACAUACCGCAGAGCUGUGAGGUGUCAGAACCUCCAGUACGGGGAACCUUGUCCCACUUUCACGCAGCCCAUCACCCCUCCCGACCGAGGAGACAUUCCCAUCAUACACGAAGAUGAGACCAGCACCAAGUUAGUCAAGACUCUGGCAGUACUGAUCGAGACCAUCAAGGAACUGCAGAUAGAGAUCCAGACACAGCGCGAGGAGACGGCUCUGCUGCGUGACGCCCUGCUCAACUGCGAGGCCUGCAAACCUGGCAAACCUGACAACGACCCGUGCUCGCCUAACCCGUGCUUCCCCGGCGUGGAGUGUUCGCGGGGACCUGAAGGUGCUCGCUGCGGCCCCUGUCCUAGGAACUUCGUGGGCAAUGGACGUGACUGUAGGCCGGGCAUCACCUGCGCCGACCGCCCCUGCGCCCGCGGCGUGCGUUGCUACGACAUGCUCAACGGGUACCGGUGUGGGCCAUGUCCCCCCGGCCAGACUGGUGACGGCCAGAACUGCAACCCCAUCAGCGCGUGUGACCCCAACCCCUGCUUCCCCGGUGUGCAGUGCUCUAACACCAACACCGACCCAUACUACCGCUGUGGCCCCUGUCCUCCUGGCCUUACUGGCAACGGCGCCACCUGUGAUGACAUGAAUGAGUGUGACCUGGCCAAGCCUUGUGACCCCCACGUGAGGUGCAUCAACAUGUCGCCAGGGUUCAGGUGUGACCAGUGCCCGCCAGGGUUCACAGGGUCACCCGGUCUUCAGGGUAUAGGUCUCCAGUUCGCCCGCCAGAACCGUCAGCGGUGUUACGACUUAAACGAGUGUGACGAUGGCAACAACGGCGGCUGUGUCGACAACUCCGAGUGUAUUAACACCGAGGGGUCGUACUACUGUGGAAACUGUCGGGCCGGGUUCAUUGGUAACCAGACGAGAGGAUGCAACAGCCGCCCUGGUCUCUGUCCCGACGGUCAGCAGUGUGAUAAGAACGCCGACUGUGUUAAACCCUUCGGCCUGAAUCACUAUAUAUGUAAGUGUCGUGUAGGAUGGGCUGGGGAUGGCAUGACGUGUGGACCAGAUCAUGACCUGGAUGGGUGGCCAGAUUAUGACCUGGGAUGUAGUGACCCUCGGUGCCGCCAAGACAGCUGCGUCGACACACCCAACUCUGGCCAAGAAGACUCUGAUAACGACAACAUCGGUGACGCCUGUGACGAGGACGCUGACAACGACGGGAUCCUCAACAGUCCUGACAACUGCCCCCUCGUGGCCAACCCUGACCAGUUCGACACUGACCCUGAAGGUGCCGACAAGCAGGGCGACGCGUGCGACAACUGCCCCACCAUCCCCAACCUCGAUCAGGAGGAUAACGAUAAGGACGGCAUCGGCGACGCUUGUGACCCUGAUAUUGACAACGACAACGUCCCUAACCGCCUGGACAACUGCCCACGGACACCCAACACUGAUCAGUUGGAUACAGACCGUGAUGGUUUGGGUGAUGCUUGUGACAAUUGCCCAGAGGUACGUAACCCCUACCAAGAGGAUAUCGACAAGGAUUUGGUGGGCGAUGUUUGCGAUAACAACGACGACCCCGACAGGGACGGUAUUCAGAACAACAUGGACAACUGCCCGGAUGUCCCCAACAGUGAUCAACACGACGCAGACGACGACGGCAGAGGUGACGAGUGCGACCCAGACGCCGACAAUGACGGCAUCCCCAACAACAGCGACAACUGCCCGCUCGUGUACAACCCCGACCAGCGCGACUCUAACAGCAAUGGUGUGGGAGACGCCUGUGAGGGUGACAGGGACGCCGACAAAGUCAUCGACUUUGAAGACAACUGUCCUAACAACUCCAAGAUCUACGCUACCGACUUCAGGACCUACCAGACAGUGGUGCUGGAUCCAGAGGGCGACUCACAGAUAGAUCCCAACUGGGUCAUCUACAACAAGGGAGCCGAGAUCGUCCAGACCAUGAACUCCGACCCUGGCCUGGCUGUUGGGUACCACAGGUUCGGCGGCGUGGACUUCGAGGGCACCUUCUUUGUUGACACUGAUAUCGACGAUGACUACGUCGGCUUUAUAUUCAGUUACCAGGACAACGCUAACUUCUACACGGUCAUGUGGAAGAAGAAUACGCAGACUUACUGGCAGGCGACGCCCUUCCGUGCAGUGGCCGAGCCUGGCAUACAACUCAAAUUGGUCGAGUCGUCCACCGGCCCUGGCCAGAUGAUGAGGAACUCCCUCUGGCAUACUGGAGAUACUGAGGACCAGGUCAAACUGCUGUGGAAGGACCCUCGCAACGUAGGCUGGAAGGAGAAGACUGCUUAUCGCUGGCUGCUGCUUCACCGUCCCAAGAUCGGCCUCAUCCGUCUGCGUAUCUUCGAGGGUGAGAACAUGGUGGCGGACUCUGGCAACAUCUUCGACAACCGGCUGAAGGGUGGCCGGCUUGGAGUCUUCUGCUUCUCCCAGGAAAUGAUCAUCUGGUCUGAUCUGGUCUAUCGUUGUAACGAUCAAGUACCAGAGGCCAUCUACAACCAGUUGCCGCCAGACCUCCAACGCCUUGUGGAUAUCGACGUCAGUAGACCUGUCCCCAACGGCUUAUAGAUCAUCAGCUCAGGGGACUUAGGACAGGCUCUUGUCGGCCACCUGUGUACUGUACAGGAGCCCAUUAACUAAAUCUACUUAGGGGACGGGGUGUAUUUAAUGGAUAAUGUAUUGACUUUGAAAACACAGUGUUAUCUUAGGGGAAAACUCUUGUGCUGGUAUUCAAUUUAUGGGUCUGAUGUGACAGGUACAGUCCAGCUGAUUGCAGUUGGUUCUUGCCUACGGAGAUAAAUACCUCUGAGGGAAAUGGCUGAUGUUUACCACUCAAUGUCUUCAUAAUCUAAUACAUUUAUACGGAUAUUAAACUAUAACCAAUGCCUUAAGGAACAGCCUCAGUAAAGUUACCUUGCACUAGACUGUCUGACGGACGCGCCUCUGAGUUUUGUUCUGCUGACGAAUGGGAAAGUUUAGUCCUCUGAUGUGAAAACUUCCUUGACUGAUUGAUGAGGAGAUUCAGCUGGGAGGGACAAUGGUUCAGUAGUAUAUUUAAUUACUCUGACUCCUUAUUUAGAGCUGCUUGUGUAAAAGUUUAUUGGUUGUCGAGUAAUCACUUUCAAGAAACCCGGAAAUAUAGUGUAGGAGAUAUUGUUCCGAGAAGGAUGCUAACAUCUCUAGAAUUUACUGCGCAGGAAAUAAAUACCGUAUUGUUAAGAAAAACUUAUGAAAUUAAUUUGUAAGAGAAGAAUUAAAAGUAUAAGUGAAGAAUCCAAAGACCCGUUAACAUAGAUGUAAGUUAGUAUGUGUGUACAUUUUCGAAGCUAGGGAUCACCUGUGUACAUAGCUUGAGGUGACAGUUGUAGCAUUAUUAACGGUGAGAAUAACCCAGCGAGUUGUUGUCAUUACAAUUACCAGUGCUUUGUAGACAAUAGGUUGGCCUGCCACUCACAUACGAUUUGUAUUUUGAGGUGAGGGUUAACGCUUCACAGUCUAUUAAAAUUUUGGGGUUAAGUUUGAUCCCAGAAUAUAUAAUAAUCUAUAACUUAAUUUGAUGUUCUUUAUUCUUCACUUAAACUAGAUCACAGGAUAUAGAUCUAAUUUUUAUUAUAGCUUUGCACUUUAUGCUAGGCGAUGGACGAUAGGCCCAUGCUUGUAACAUCAAAAAUAAACACAUAAAAGGAAAAUAAUUAAUGGAUAAUGUUCAACUACAAUAUUAAAAUUUAUAUCAUAAUUAGAUAAACCUCGAGAGGGUGGUGAAUUAUUCUCUAGACACUGCCUGCAGCCUAGUAGUGAACUGUAAACAUCGCGGUUAAUGUCAUCACCCGAAAACAAGAAUAACGUUAAGAAGGGAAUUAAUGUCUCUGACUGUCUAAGAAUAUGAAAUUUAUAUGUUCUUUAUUAUAUUCUACUUCGUUUAUUCAUCAAUCUAAAAAGCAGUUGUUUAGUUGUAUUAUGAUAUUUAAUUAGUGACAUUUUCUGUGCACGUUUUACAUGAACUGUGUAAUGGGAGGAUGGUUGAAUACAGGUUUGCAGUGAUGGAAGACUAAACCAUUUUUAUUAGACAGAAUAAAAAGAUGUAACUUUCUUAAUGUUUACCAGUUGUUGUUUAUCGUAUGAAUUAACUUGUGUACAUGUUUAAAGACCUUAGUUGUUGAAGCACAGAUAUAUAUAUAUAUAUAUAUAUAUAUAUAUAUAUAUAUAUAUAUAUAUAUAUAUAUAUAUAUAUAUAUAUAUA
This is a messenger RNA of Homarus americanus (American lobster), 5059 nucleotides long. RefSeq names its product cartilage oligomeric matrix protein-like (gene Tsp). Gene Ontology annotation, biological process: cell adhesion. The coding region runs from base 223 to 3387 and encodes 1054 amino acids. NCBI's taxonomy places the organism in Eukaryota, Metazoa, Arthropoda, Malacostraca, Decapoda, Nephropidae. The record is from RefSeq and is a predicted model, not a curated record. The transcript has 21 exons. Gene Ontology annotation, cellular component: extracellular region. Gene Ontology annotation, molecular function: calcium ion binding.